Molecule: messenger RNA, 1333 nt
Organism: Meloidogyne enterolobii
Lineage: Eukaryota; Metazoa; Nematoda; Chromadorea; Rhabditida; Meloidogynidae
Source: the annotation of a GenBank genome assembly
UUUAUAUAAAAUUAAAGGGUUUUCAAUGAUUUUGGGUGGAUCUGAAUUACUCGAAACAGCAGCAGCCAAUUCGGAUUUGGACAUAAUUUUUCUUAUACAUCAAAUUUAUGAAAAGGAUAAGGAAAGCUUUAAAGAAUGUAAAAUGUGCUUGAUUAAACGGGAUUCUUCAAGACCUUGUAUUGAAGAACAUGAUUUGAUUUUUGGGAACAGCAAACUUUCUUUGUACUCUCAUUUGAAAAAAGCAAUUGUAAAUGGAAAAACAAUUGAGAGAUUAAAAUUAAAAGAGAACGAGGCAAAUAUCAACCUAGUUGAAAAUUCGCGAGUUCCUCUUUUAGCAAUAGAAAUACAAAGUGUAGAAAUGGAUGUUAUGAUUGCCAAUAUCCCUGAUUCAAAAAUUGAUGAUAGUCUAGAGUUAACAAAGCACGAUGACAUUGAAAAUAUUAAAGGAAAUUUAAAUUUUAUUGAUGGAAAGAUUAAUUCAAUGAUUAAAUUGAAAGAUCCUUUGUAUAUACAAAGUAUUUUGAUUUUAUCAGGUUAUAGAAUUGCUUAUCGCACAAAAUUUUUUAUGUUAGAUAAAAACAAAUGGGAAAUAUUUUCCGAUUUGAUGCGUGCCGUUAAACACUGGGCAAAACAAAAAGGACUCUAUUCAAAUGUAUUUGGAUAUUUGAGCGGAACAGCUUUGAUAUUAAUGACUGCUAAAAUUUGUUUAAUUUAUCAAAGUGCAAGUUUAACAUUUCUUGUGCAACGUUUCUUUCAAAUUUAUAGUUUAUGGGAAUGGCCCGUGCCUAUUAUACUUGAACAACUAACAAUGUCAAGUGAUUUACCACAAUUAUCCAACAAUGAUUUUAUAAAGUCUUGGAAUUUAUUAAAUUUAAGAAAUGAUUAUAUGCCUAUAAUUUCCCCAAUAUUCCCAGAGCAGAAUACUGCAUUUAACACAAAUGAAUUUACAAGGGAUAUAAUUGUUAAGGAAAUGAAGAAAGCAUAUGCCCAACUUGAUCGUUCGACUUCAUUGCUAACAGAAAAAUUUUAUAAAGACAUAUUAUUUAAAAAGCUUGAAUAUAAAAAACAAUACGAACAUUUUCUAGUACUUGUUUGCAGUGAAAAAAUUAAAAUUGAGGAUAUCAAUGAAAAUAAAUCCUGUGAAUUUGUAAAAACAAAAGUUCGGGGUUUGCUGGUUAAAUGGGCAAAGAAAGCUACGUUAAGAUUUAAAAUUGAGGAGAAUAUUACAGAAAAUGUAGAAGAAGAAAAUUAUAAGAUUUACAAAUUAAGUGAUUAUUUGGAGGAAUAUCAUGUUUUGACAAAUUUAGAAUGGAAAUGUAAUGAUGGAGAGUAA